AAUUGAGCUUAUAUAAUAUAACGUGGUUCUUUUUGAGUGCUUUGACAUUAAUCCCCAUUCAUCCCUAUUCUGAGAUAAUGACGAUGGUGUCGCUGACAACCGUUGUUCUUCAGUCAAUAAUAAAGCCGGUGUCGAGACAUGUUUGUUUGGUUAAGUCUCGUGUAUAUAAAAAUUGAAAAACAUAUGCGAGAACACAAAGCAUGAGUAGCAAUACAAAGAGAACUAUAUACGUAGGUGGCUUAGCAGAAGAAGUAGAUGAAAAAGUACUGCAUGCUGCAUUUAUACCAUUUGGAGAAAUAAUUGAUGUGCAAAUACCAUUAGAUUAUGAAUCUGAGAAACAUAGAGGAUUCGCGUUUAUUGAAUUUGAAACUGCUGAAGAUGCAGCAGCAGCAAUAGAUAAUAUGAAUGAUUCAGAGUUAUUUGGACGGACGAUAAGAGUAAAUAUUGCUAAGCCUCAAAAGAUAAAGGAAGGUUCAUCAAAACCAGUAUGGGCAGAUGAUGCUUGGUUGCAAGAACAUGCAGGUGAAACUCUUAAAACAGAUGAAAAUUCGAAAACUGAUGAUGCAUCUCAAUCAAAAAAGCCUAAGAAAAAUCCACAGGUUUACUUUGAUAUCAACAUUGGAAAGCAAGAAUUAGGUAGAAUUAUUAUGAUGCUAAGAGCAGAUAUUGUACCGAAAACUGCAGAAAAUUUUCGUGCACUUUGUACUCAUGAAAAAGGUUACGGAUAUCAAGGCAGUACUUUUCAUAGAAUUAUUCCAGAUUUUAUGUGUCAAGGAGGAGAUUUUACUAACAAUGACGGGACUGGUGGAAAAUCGAUAUAUGGAAAUAAGUUUGAAGAUGAAAACUUUGAAUUAAAACACACAGGGCCAGGUACUUUGUCAAUGGCAAAUUCAGGAUCAAAUACAAAUGGAUCACAAUUUUUCCUUUGUACAGCACGCACAGAUUGGCUAGAUGGCAAACAUGUAGUUUUUGGUCAUGUUCUUAGUGGUUUAGAUGUUCUAAAAAAAAUGGAAAAGUAUGGAACAAAGUCGGGUACCACAACUCAAAAGGUUGUUAUAUCAGCUUGUGGUGAAUUAACAUAAUAAUAAAACAAAUAUUAUUUUUUAAAAUAGUUUAUUCCAUAUUAAAAAUUA
Vespula pensylvanica (western yellowjacket) is the source of this 1133-nucleotide messenger RNA. Its product is annotated as peptidyl-prolyl cis-trans isomerase E. Bases 201 to 1082 code for a protein of 293 amino acids. Gene Ontology annotation, cellular component: intracellular membrane-bounded organelle. Gene Ontology annotation, biological process: protein peptidyl-prolyl isomerization; protein folding. The record is from RefSeq and is a predicted model, not a curated record. Gene Ontology annotation, molecular function: peptidyl-prolyl cis-trans isomerase activity; RNA binding. The transcript is spliced from 4 exons. Lineage: Eukaryota; Metazoa; Arthropoda; Insecta; Hymenoptera; Vespidae.